CACCACGUCCGAAAUUUCGUCAUGUUGUUCUGUGUCGGCUCAAAACGGUAAAAAAUGACGCCGCUGUUCCAAGUUUUAGGUUUUCAAAUCGUCUUCAUCCUAUCAGUGUUGGCUGACAGUCGGAAUUACGUCUGUCCUGAUCCGGAAACCUGCACGUCUUGGAGUUGUAUCUCAAACGUUCCGCCGACUCCCCCGGAGCAGUUGGCAGUCUGGCCGGUCAGCAGCACAGAGCUGACAGCUACCUGGAACAUCACCCAGUGUGGAUUCCGGCCUUUCACCGACUACAUCUGCUCAGUACAGUAUUUCUCUCAGUGGGACGAUAUCGCUAGGACGACAGAAGUGAGGGUUGAAAGACCACACUACGGCUCCGCGUCCUUGGGCGACCUGACACCGUUCACGUUCUACAGACUCAGGGUCAGGUGUAUGAAAAUACUCGAUCGCACGUGGAGUGGAUAUACACCGUUUGCUCAGGGACAGACCAACGCUACCGCCCCGGGGUCUGCUGUUAAUGUCCAGACGCCAGUCACCGUCUCUAUAAACUACCGGACAGGCCGAAGGAACGUGACAGUAACAUGGGAGCCCCUUCCACUCAAAAAACACAACGGCGUCCUCCUGGGCUAUCUGGUGAGAGUUACAGACCUUAGAGUACCCAGCAGAGUCGUUGUUCUAAACACGACCGUGAACGAAACGGCAUGUACGUUAGAGCAGCUGAAAAUGUCCGGGUACAGGGUCAACAUCACGGCUUAUAACAGUGAGGGAGAGACGCCUGAAACAACGGUGGAGAUACGAGACAUGGCGAGGGUUCCCGAUCAGCCGCUAGAUCUGAAAGCGGAGGUAAGCCCAGACGGAAACAUCACGUUGGCAUGGCAACCGCCCUCGGAAAUCGGCGGCAUCGAACAAUAUACCGUUUACUGGUGCGAACUCGAAAUGGACACCACCUGUCGCGGUGGGAACGAGAACGAACUCUCUGUCCCAGGGACGUACACGAUGACAGAUUUGAUUGACAGUUGGCUGCCCUUUCGUCGGUAUCGGUUCACCGUGAGGGCGUUGACCUCAGCAGGCCAAGGCCCGCCCUCGGACAACACCUACAAGUACACCGUUGAAGGAGUGCCUUCUUCCCCGCCUACGAACGUGAAUGCUCAAGCAGAAAAUGGUACUACCCUGAGAGUGUCCUGGCUACCCCCGCCACUGACCAACAGGAGAGGGUUGAUAACUGCCUACAACCUGUACAUUACAUGCAUGCAGAAUUUCCAAGACACCAUCUGGAUUGCCGUAAACGUAGCGAACGACUCCCGACCAGCACAUUCUCUCGUGACUGACCUGAAGCCGUUCACACGGUACAGCGUGCGAGUGUCCGCCCGGACUGUAGCGGGAGAGGGGAAUAUGAGUGAACCUGUGUUCGGCACGACAAAGCAGUCAGCCCCAGGUUCUGCUCUUAAUGUCCAGACGCCAGUCACCGUCUCUAGAAACUACAGGACAGGCCGAAGGAACGUGACAGUAACAUGGGAGCCCCUUCCACUCAAAAAACACAACGGCAUCCUCCUGGGCUAUCUGGUGAGAGUUACAGACCUGAGAGUACCGAGCAGAGUCGUUGUUCUAAACACGACCGUGAACGACACCAUAUGUACGCUAGAGCAGCUGAAACUGUCAGGGUACAGAGUUAACAUUACGGCUUAUAACACAGAGGGAGAGUCGCCUGAAACAACGGUGGAGAUCAGAGACGAGGCGAGGGAUCUGAAAGCGGAGGUAAACACAGACGGAAACAUCACGUUGGCAUGGCAACCGCCCGCGGAAAUCGGCGGCAUCGAACAAUAUACCGUUUUUUGGUGCGAACUCGAAACGGACACCACCUGUCGCGGUGGGAACGAGAGCGCACUCUCCGUCCCAGGGACCUACACGAUGACGACUUUGAUUGACAGUUGGCUGCCCUUUCGUCGGUAUCGGUUCAACGUGAGGGCGUUGACCUCAGCAGGCCAGGGCCCGCCCUCAGACAACACCUACAAGUACACAGUUGAAGGAGUGCCUUCUUCCCCGCCUACGAACGUGAACGCUCAAGCAGAAAAUGCUACCACCCUGAGAGUGUCCUGGCUACCUGUUCCACUGACCAACAGGAGAGGGUUGAUAACUGCCUACACCGUGUAUAUUACAUGCAUGCAGAAUUUCCAAGGUACCACCUUGAUCGCUGUAAAAGUAGUGAACGACUCCCAACCGGCGCGUUCUCUAGUGCCAGACCUGAAGCCAUUCACACGGUACAGCGUGCGAGUGUCCGCCCGGACUGUAGCGGGAGAGGGGAAUAUGAGUGAACCUGUGUUCGGCACGACAAAGCAGUCAGCACCCAGCGGACCUCCAGAAAACGUCACAAUCGCCAACAUCACAACAAACUCAUUUGUCAUCAGCUGGUCACCCCCUAAACACCCAAAUGGUAUCAUCCUGCACUACAACAUCAGACUCAAGAAUAAGGUCAUGGGUUUUGGGAACCAGACAGAAGGAUCUUUAUGGGGUUUAAAGGAUGGCACGAACUACAGUGUUCAAGUCCAGGCGUGUACAGGAGCCGAGGAAUCCCCAUGCGGACCCUAUUCUCCUCUCAAGUACGCGCAGACACUGAAAAGAGACAACGUGGAACCUGCUCCAAUGGAUCAAAGUCACGGAGCCGUGAUUGCCGGAGCCACCCUUGGAAGUGUCUUUGUUUUAAUUCUGAUGUUCAUCGCAGUUGUGUCUGCGCCUAAACUACGCCAAACGUGCAGAAGAAUAUCGUACAUUCCAAAACCGAAAGACUUCAUCACGGAAGAGCUUCCAGCGACCAAUGGAAAGUCUACACCCUCUCUGGACCAACUGUACUUGGUCACUGACAAAGCCAAGAUGGCGCCCGAGAUAGUGGACAACGUCAUGGACUUAAAAACUUUUGAACUUGAACCACAUGAUAGCCAAUCAGAAGUAGAAACUUCAGAUGUUGAUAUCAAAGAGAACUGUGGCUUGGUAGAUUCAGAUGAAGAGGACUAUUUAAAAGUGGUUGAGGUAAAAGACAGAUUUCAAGAUUUGGAUGUAAUUUAUGUACCAAAAACUGGUAUCACAAAAAGAGAAGGUGUUUCAUAACCCCUGGCAGGUUAUUGGAAGAGGUGUAAUAUUUGGCUUUGUACAAAUAGUAUUGAAUAACAUUUAUAUAGUCUCUGCUUGUGGACAAUAAAACUAAAGUUUAACUAGACGAAUUCAGGAAAAUAUGCCCUGUGACAUACGUUGUAUUAAGAUAUUAUUUCUGAGUACGAUAUGUAUAUAUGUGUGUACAGAAUGUAUAUGGGACAACUGCAUCUGUAAACGUUUUGUUAGCUUGAAACAAACGUACAUGUAACCAAAUACCUACAAGUCGUCGCAGCAUUUGGAACUGAAGUGUUGGUGCCAUAGUCUAAAAUGGAAAUAAACAAACUUUUCAGUGAUACAAAUACAAUACCAACAAUGACAUGAAUUUAGAAAAUGAAGUGUGACAAACUGCCAUAGAAUAUGAAAGUUUGAUCUUUAUUAUUACAGUAAAACC
Molecule: messenger RNA, 3529 nt
Organism: Branchiostoma belcheri (Belcher's lancelet)
Lineage: Eukaryota; Metazoa; Chordata; Leptocardii; Amphioxiformes; Branchiostomatidae
Product: protein sidekick-1-like
Exons: 19
Coding region: 55-3093 (1012 amino acids)
Biological process (GO): cytokine-mediated signaling pathway
Cellular component (GO): signaling receptor complex; external side of plasma membrane
Molecular function (GO): cytokine binding; cytokine receptor activity
Source: RefSeq, a predicted model, not a curated record